Messenger RNA from Paramacrobiotus metropolitanus, 1606 nucleotides. RefSeq names its product integumentary mucin C.1-like. NCBI's taxonomy places the organism in Eukaryota, Metazoa, Tardigrada, Eutardigrada, Parachela, Macrobiotidae. The transcript has 3 exons. Bases 308 to 1273 code for a protein of 321 amino acids. The record is from RefSeq and is a predicted model, not a curated record.
UGCUUGUCGUCGUAGCGCUGAUUGUCUUCAAUCAAUGUCAUCCGUGCAUUCUUCAAAUUGUAAUGAGAAAACAUUGCUGAUUGAACGGAUUUUAGCAGAUUAAUGAGAUUGUUUAACGAGAAGAAGACGGUUGUUUUUUAUAUGCCUUGUUUAUUCAGCCGCGACGGAUGCGUUAAAGGUUUUUUAUAGAUUUUGAUGCGGUUGUCGUUAAUGUAUUCUGGCGUAUAUAUUAGCGAGUUCAAGGUCGUAUUAUCAUAAACCGCUGGUCACUGCCGUCUUCUGGUUGUCUAUAAUCACAUCGGGGAAAAUGUAUGGAUUUGUGGCUUUCAUUGUCUUAUUUUGUGGAUGCCGGUUCAGGGAAAUCUCCGCGCUUUCUGUCGAUGACUACUUAUUCGCCGGUGACAACUUCUUUGCGCGCUCCGACUUUCCCCGCAUGAUGCGGCAUCCGCGUCCGUUCCGCUUCAUCACCACCCUGGAGCAGGCCAAUGAAAUCCCCAACCCGCGAUUCCGUCCCAUCGGAUCGCCGUUCUCGGCGUUCAAGGAUCUACCGCCGGUGAUGCUGGAGACGACAACUACGCCCCGACCGACCACCACAACGUCCGCAUUCCCGCCGGUGGGAUUCCCCAUCGGGUUCAACAAGUUGAAUAAACCGUUUAAGAAGAUCAAGGCGCCGUUCAAUUCCAUGAAAGGGCUCCCGCCAAGUUUCUUCGACCUGCUGGUUGCGCAGACGACGACAACUACCACGACAACGACGACACCAACGACAACGACUUCCACAACCACGCCCACAACGACAACUACCUCGACGACAACCACGACGUCCACAACCACGCCUACUACGACUACAACAACGACAACCACAACUCCGACGACAACCACUUCCACAACGACGCCAACAACUACAACAACGACCACGCCCACUACUACCACCACGACGACGACACCAACAACUACCACGACAACGACCACCACAACAACGACACCGACAACUACCACAACGACAACUACGACCACACCUACCACUACAUCCUCCACCACAACGCCAACCGCCCGGACCGAAGGGAAUAAGGUCGCCACAGCGAGGUCGUGUUCACCGGAUGUCUUAGCGGCCAACUGGCACGGUAUCGUGCCAGUGGGACAAUGCGUGACCCUGGAGGAAAUCGAUGCCGUUUGUCAAACGCUUUUCUCCAGCAUGUUCGAAGCCGCCGCGUCCAGCGGCUGUCCGGCAACGAGCUGGUGUUGUUACCGCGCUCCUGUGAACGCUGUGCAGUGAAAAUCUCUGCUGUGGAAACAGCAGUGAGCUAUUAAUUAUUGUGAUACCGGUGCCAAAUGACGGAUGAUACUGGGAAGAUCGCAGGAGAAAGAAAAUUGUUUGGUGCUUAUGCGGGAGUUUGUUGCUUAAAAUUUUAAUGUCCACAUUCGGCUUUUAUUGCAAAUGCUGGCUAAUCCACAUAUUAUUAUGAAAAACGUUAUGAUUUGCUUUAUGCACAGUUUUAUGUUGUAUCAAUCACAACCUUCAUGUAACUUACUAACUAUUACGAAGUUUUGAAAACAGGAUUUUCACAGACUAAAUUCUCACCAUAGCUUAGCCAUCUGCUGGCAGUUG